Oryzias melastigma (Indian medaka) is the source of this 2731-nucleotide messenger RNA. RefSeq names its product BCL2 interacting protein 2 (gene bnip2). The record is from RefSeq and is a predicted model, not a curated record. Gene Ontology annotation, biological process: apoptotic process. Gene Ontology annotation, cellular component: cytoplasm. The transcript has 11 exons. Bases 590 to 1981 code for a protein of 463 amino acids. Lineage: Eukaryota; Metazoa; Chordata; Actinopteri; Beloniformes; Adrianichthyidae.
AGGAGAUGGCAAGUAAAACGAACUGACGUUUACUUUGUGCUCAGGCUGUAUAUAAUAUUGAAGUAAACCAUGCUAACGUUGGGUCGUGUUUAGUUUCUAGCCUUUUUUAAUCAAAAUUUGUAUAUUUAUGUAACAAUAAGAUGACACGUUGUUGCCGGUAAUGUAGCUUAGCUAGCUGAGAAGCUAGCCGGACUAACAUUAGUUCCGUCCGCAGCAGAGAGGAGCAUUGUGACUUGGAGGAAGGAAGGAAGGAAACUGAGAAGUUGGUUCGCUCCGUACAGCUGCCUUUGCGAAGUUAGCACAGUUCUGGACUGUUCACACUGUGACGCAUUUAGGAACGGUGACUAAAGCUGAGUACACUCUGUGAUAUUUGACAAUGUUUAGUUAAUUCGAUAUGUUGUUGCUUAUUCUAGCUAGGUGUUAGCAACAGGAGUUUUGGGUUAGCUGCGCCGUAGACGAGAGCUAGCCAAAAAGCUACAAACUUCAGAGGAAGUCGCGUAAAUUCUGGUUUGGCUUGAUAAUUGUUGAGGAACCAGGCUUGCUGGGUGUUUUAAACACUCGGGCAACCUGAAUAAGUGAUAAUUAUCUCAUGGAGGUGAUAGAAGGUGAGGCGGCGUUGACGGGUUUCACUGAUAUUAAUUUGAACAAUAGCGGCGUAGAUGUAGUCACACCCAGCAGAAGUUCCGAAAACAUGGACAAUAGGCAGACUUCUAGUCCGUCAUCUUCCGGAGUGUCUGGAGAUGACGAGGAUUUAAACGAGUUACAGACAAGUGUGGGUUCUGCUGUUGAAAACGACAACAAUGUGUCGGAGGAAAGUUCAACCAAAACAAAAGAAGCGUCCCAGAGACGGACGGAUAAUGUGCAGAAACAGCCGGCAGGAAGAAUGGUCUCUACCCCAGUAACCCUUCACCAGUCACCGUUAACUCCUGAAGCCUCUGGAAGUCUUGAGCGUCAAGAGUCGGUCACCACAACCGAGGCUCGUUUAAGAAUGGAAGGAGUUGAACUGAAGGAAGAGUGGCAAGAUGAAGAUUUUCCACGGCCUCUCCCCGAGGAAGAGGAGCUGGAAGAGGAGCUUUUUGCUGGAGCAUCCGAAGAGGGAGAUCCUGGCUAUGCAAUGAACCAUGAGAAGAAACCAAGGAAAAGACUGUCUGCUCCUACAAUCAACCUCACACUUGAUCGCAGCGAGGGUUCAAUCCUGUCCGACGAGCUGGAUGAAAGCACAGAGCUGGACCUGGACGACAUCGACACGCCGUCCGACAACAGCAAUGAGUUUGAAUGGGAAGAUGAUCUUCCCAAGCCCAAAUCUACAGAGCUGCUUCAGAAAGGCGUUCAGUCGGUUCCAGAGUACUCGGCCUCGGAGGAACGCGAGGAAGGUCGGCGCUGGAGAGUAUUCCGGAUCGGAGACCAAGAUCACAGGGUGGAUAUGAAAGCCAUUGAACCUUACAAAAGAGUUAUCUGCCAUGGAGGUUACUAUGGGGAUGGUUUGAAUGCCAUAAUUGUGUUUGCUGUUUGCUUCAUGCCGGAGAGUAAUCAGCCAAAUUACAGAUACAUCAUGGACAAUUUAUUUAAGUAUGUCAUUGGAACACUGGAGCUCUUGGUUGCUGAGAACUAUAUGAUUGUGUAUUUAAACGGGGCGACUUCACGGAAAAAGAUGCCGACCGUCGGCUGGCUCCGAAAGUGUUAUCAACAGAUUGACAGGAGAUUACGGAAGAACUUAAAAUCUUUGAUAAUCGUGCACCCCUCAUGGUUCAUCCGCACCCUCCUGGCAAUCACAAAACCUUUCAUAAGCUCUAAAUUUAGCCAGAAAAUCAAGUAUGUUUACAGUUUGACGGACCUUGCUGAACUUGUCUCCAUGGAUUAUGUUUCUAUACCCGAUUGUAUCAAACAGUUUGACGCCGAAAAAAAUAGGAAAAACCAAAAAAGGAUCGACCGUGAUAUGCACAGCAAAGCAGGGAUUGCUGCCUCUGCUGCUCCGAAGUGACUCUGCAAGACGUGGCAAACCGUCAAAACAGUCGCAUUCGUGUUUUUCUUCAGAAUGAUCUGUACACACUAUGUUGCAUCAUGAAAGUGGUUUUUUUUUGAAGAUUUUCUGCCUGUUACAUCAUCACUUUUUUUUCUGUAUAUUUGUAUCAAGCAGCUUAAUCCUCUGUUUUUUGGAAUGGUUUUAAUCCUUUUAUUUACCCCUGUCUGUUAUGUCACCUUUGGGUUAUUGGUGUUCGUUCGUUUCUGUUGUAUCCCCACCGCGGAAGUCACUCUGUUACAAGUGCUUAAUGCAUGUUCUGCUUUAUUACAUUUAAAUAUAUAUAUUUAUAUUCAAACGGUGUCAAAGGAGAGAGAUUAAUAUAUUUUUAUGGUCUGAUUUUUAAAUGGAAUUUUAGGUCUCUGAGUCAUAGAAAGCCUUUUGAAUGGACCUUUUUGCCGGUGCCUACUGCUGACGUUCUCGCAAAUCCUGCCUGGAGAAAAUAAAGCUUUAUUUUUUUGGGCCAUAUUUUAGUCAAAACUUCUUGAUGCAACCAUUUCCAUGAAAAUGUCAAAGUGGAAACUUGCAACUGGUUAUAAAAGCAGAUAUAUUUAAGCCAAACCAGGAAAUCAUCAACAUUCAGGUUAACUAUGGAGUCAGGAAAACAAAUUAAAAUACUCCUCCGUUAUAAGGGUACUUGUUUGGUGGUGGGUGGGUAUUUGUGAGCACAAUCUUGUCAUUAUUUCCUCAAAGUAAAGCUAAUAAGCCACA